Sphaeramia orbicularis (orbiculate cardinalfish) is the source of this 1886-nucleotide messenger RNA. RefSeq names its product S-arrestin-like. Bases 173 to 1369 code for a protein of 398 amino acids. The record is from RefSeq and is a predicted model, not a curated record. Gene Ontology annotation, molecular function: G protein-coupled receptor binding. Gene Ontology annotation, biological process: G protein-coupled receptor internalization; signal transduction. NCBI's taxonomy places the organism in Eukaryota, Metazoa, Chordata, Actinopteri, Kurtiformes, Apogonidae. The transcript is spliced from 16 exons. Gene Ontology annotation, cellular component: photoreceptor inner segment; photoreceptor outer segment.
AGGACCCGGAAGGGGGGCGGUGGCUCCAGGGGGCGGGGGGAGUUUGGGGUUGGGUCAGGUGUUUCCUUACAGAGCUUCACAAAACCACAGGCGUCUCCUCUGGUCCCGCAAACACACCCCUGCCUCCGGACGCACAGACUCCGCCCACUCGCUGCCCUCGAUCUGUACCAACAUGAGUCCAAAGAAUGUGGUUUUCAAGAAGAUCGCCAAGGACAAGUCGGUUGGAGUCUACAUGGGAAAACGAGACUUUGUGGACCGCGUUGACCGUGUAGAUCCAGUGGAUGGCAUCAUUGUCAUUGAUCAAGAGGCUCUGCAGGGGAGGAAAGUGUUCGUCACCCUGUCCUGCAUCUUCCGAUACGGCAGAGACGACAUGGAUGUGAUGGGAAUCGCCUUCCGCAGGGAGCUGUACCUGUCCACCCGCCAAGUGUACCCGCCUCUGCAGGACCGGGACAAGGGCAUCCACACCAAGACACAGGCCAAGCUGCUGAAGAAGCUGGGAGACAACGCCUACCCCUUCUUCUUCGAGUUUCCUGACAACCUGCCUUGUUCAGUUGCCAUGCAACCAGCGCCCACGGAUGUUGGCAAGCAAUGUGCCGUGGAGUUUGAAAUCAAAGCAUUUAGCGCUGAGAGCCAGGACGCCAAAAUACGCAAACGGAGCACAGUGAAGCUGAUGAUCAGGAAGGUCCAGUAUGCUCCAGAAGGCGAGGGAACGGCGCCCUCUGUUGAAACCACCAGGGACUUCGUCAUGUCCGACAAACCGCUGCAUGUCAAAGCCAGUCUGGACAAAGAGAUUUAUUACCACGGUGAGACCAUCAAAGUUCACGUCAACGUGACGAACAACUCCAACAAAAAUAUCAAGAACAUCAUCCUCUCGGUGGAUCAGAUCUCUAACGUGGUUCUGUACUCCAACGACAGCUACAUUAAAUGUGUGGACCUGGAGGAGUCUGGGGAUUCUGUUUCUGCUGGAGCGACUCUGCAGAAAACCUACAAACUGCUGCCGGUUCUAGCCAAUAACAGGGAGAGGCGGGGCAUCGCUCUGGACGGAAAACUGAAGCAUGAAGACACCAACCUGGCCUCAUCCAGCGUGAUCAAAGAGGGAGUUCAGAAGGACGUCAUGGGCAUCAUGGUUUCAUACAGGGUCAUGGUGAAGCUCAUCGUCGGAGGGAUGAUGGGAUCAAGCGAGGUGGGUCUGGAGGUUCCCUUCAAGCUGAUGCAUCCUAAACCUGAUGCAGUGAAAGAAAGUGAGGCAGAGGAGGAGAUGGUUUUCCAGGAGUUCAAGCGCUCCUACCUGAAGGGGAUGGCGGGCGAGGAUGAGGACGAGGACGGCAACGUGUCGGGAGGCGACGACAUGGCGCCCAAAGAGAAGUAACGAUGAACGAGGACCCGCAAGAAACCAGGGAAAGGGCUUCAGUCGCCUCAGGCCGUUGUAGAAAACACUGAGAUGUAGUCGAUUGGUCCUGUAUUUACUUUUCUUCUUCUUUUCUUUGGUUUUAGCACCACUCCCAUGUAAAUCUAAUGACUGUUUUAAUAGUGAGCUUAGCUGUGAAUGUGAAUGUUCCAUCUGAGUAAACGGAGGCUGUGGUUCCCAGUGCUGGUCUACAUUGAAUACAGCGGCCAGUGGUUGGACCUCAGUGGGUCCAACUGGGACUGACGCCACCACAGACAACAGUUCAACACAUUUAAUAUCCAUUUAUCAGUUAAAUUGGUCAAAUGUCCCAUUCCAAAUGUCUCCAAAACUUCUUGCUUGUGGUAGUUUUUCAUAGGUGAAAGUAAACCUGGAGAAAGUGUUUUAAGUGCUGAUGCUGAUCUGUUCUAACGUUAUUUUAGUUUUAAAAUCAGAUGUGUCGCUGUGUGAGUCUGGGACAAUAAAAGCUCAUGAACCUUUA